This is a messenger RNA of Stegostoma tigrinum, 1328 nucleotides long. RefSeq names its product interleukin 15 receptor subunit alpha (gene il15ra). Gene Ontology annotation, cellular component: plasma membrane. The record is from RefSeq and is a predicted model, not a curated record. Lineage: Eukaryota; Metazoa; Chordata; Chondrichthyes; Orectolobiformes; Stegostomatidae. The coding region runs from base 321 to 1328 and encodes 335 amino acids. Gene Ontology annotation, biological process: interleukin-15-mediated signaling pathway. The transcript is spliced from 9 exons. Gene Ontology annotation, molecular function: interleukin-15 receptor activity.
UCCUUAGUCUGUUCCAGGCCAAGCCCCCAACAUCUGGCUCCAGGAUCCGGUUUCUAGGAAAUUCACACUGAAAGGGUAAGGGAAUGGGGUAUUAUUUUAAAGGUAGAUAACAUAAAGUGAAAGUGAAAGUUACAUGAUGUUUCUGAGCUGCCGUCGCAGCGUAAGACUGGCGGGGACGGCCCUGUGCAAUGCUCAUAUGAAAUCCUCCUUUAAAAAGAUCUGUUUCAAAAGGGGAACGAAGCGAGGAGCCCCGAGGAUGGAAGCACUCCGUGCUGGGAUUGGAAGAAGAAGCUGAGCUGUCCCUGUCGAUUGCCCUCCACAUGGCUUGGAUCAAGCAGUUGUUCCUGCUGUGGUCAAUAUUUCGGGCUGUCCUUGCCUUUAAAGGAAACUGCAGCAAGCCCGACUUUAAAGUUAAAAACAUAGAUCUAAGCGAUAUAAUGGACGCACAUUUUGAAGUUGGUCACAGACUCCGAUUGAAGUGCCAAAGCGGUUAUAAGAGAAAGGCAGGAACAUCAAAUCUCAUCAGAUGUCAGAACAACUCUAAACAAGUCAAGUGGUCAGAACCAAACCUCGAGUGUAUAACGACACCUGUAGAGGCAACAUCUGUAUACCCAGCAAUAUCGGCAGCUACGCCAGGAUCACUUUCUGACCACUACACUGCAUCAACCAUGGACAUUAAAACCACCUCAGCUCUAGCAAGCUAUUUAUCUCCAGCAUUGACAACAUUAACUGCACCGAUAGAGUCAGCAACAGUGACUGCUCCAACGAAGUCAGCUUCAGGCUGUAAUCAAACGUCUUCCAGCUCUCCAAUCAUUGCAGACACCACAGGACUGGGACUCUUAGCUACAGCAUGGACAGCAGUAAGGCCUUCAGUUCCAAGUUCCUCGAUGACUGAAACAGAAUUUCCAGCAGCAGUACUCCCUGACAGCACUCAGAAAGCAACAGCUGAAACAACAGUCACUUACAGUACUGAUGGGACCACAGGAACGGAACCAAUAACAACCAAGACAGCACUGGCAGAAAGGACAGUAAAUCCCGCUACAGCAUCAGAAACAGCUUCUGACGUUACUGGCUCUAUUGGCACCACAGAAUUCAAUCAAACAGCAACUGCUGACAGAAACAUUGGACUAAUUGUCGGUACCAGUGCAAGCAUCCUGUUUAUCAGUGCAGUGUGUACAUUAUUCUUACUUUGGAUAUUUGCUUACAAAAAGAAGAUUGGCUGCAUAAGAUCACAAGAAUACGAUGCCACACCAGUGUUACCGAUCGAGGUACAAACAGUGACAUGUGCCCAUGAAGCUGUGCCUUUACAGCAGGAAACGGAAAGGUGA